Messenger RNA from Liolophura sinensis, 1395 nucleotides. RefSeq names its product dynactin subunit 5-like. NCBI's taxonomy places the organism in Eukaryota, Metazoa, Mollusca, Polyplacophora, Chitonida, Chitonidae. Bases 104 to 643 code for a protein of 179 amino acids. The record is from RefSeq and is a predicted model, not a curated record. The transcript has 7 exons. Gene Ontology annotation, cellular component: dynactin complex.
ACGAAUAAGAUGUGACUGAUAUGAGGUGACGGGAACAUAUGAUAAGUAAAUAAUUACUUCUUGAGAAAGAUUGUAUCACGCUCAGUGGACAAUACAAUUGAUAAUGGAACUCCAGGAUGCAUUCUACAACAAUGCUCAAUACAUUGAAACGGCAUCUGGUAACAAAGUCUGCCGAAAAUCAGUUUUGUGUGGCAGCCAAAACAUUGUUCUAAAUGGCAAGACGAUUAUUAUGUCUGAUUGCAUCAUUAGAGGAGACUUGGCUAAUGUCAGAAUUGGACGCCAUUGUGUCAUCAGCAGCAGGGCUGUCAUUAGACCACCAUUUAAAAAAUUCAGCAAAGGAGUUGCCUUUUUCCCGCUUCAUAUUGGUGACCAUGUCUUCAUAGAUGAGGAUUCUAUCAUAAAUGCUGCUCAUAUCGGGUGCUAUGUUCACAUUGGCAAAAACUGUGUGAUUGGCCGACGAUGUGUGCUAAAGGAUUGCUGUGCUAUAGCUGACAACACAGUUCUUCCCCCGGAAACUGUUGUGCCGCCAUUUACAGUCUUCUCAGGAUCACCAGGUCGCCUGACCGAUGACUUGCCAGAAUGUACACAAGAUCUGAUGAUAGAUGUGACUCGAAGUUACUACCAGCACUUCCGCCCCAAAUGAUAGUCCUCCUCUUCUUUUAGAUAUUUAUUAUGCAUGAAUUUCAGUUUGUCACUGACUGAGGAUAUGAGUGAUCAGCCUACCUUCCACUUCUGCCUCGGAAAUGCAGCAAGAGUGAUAUUGUUAAAGUGCUGAAUCUUCUAGUAAACAUUUUAGUCAGUCCAGUAAGAUUUGUCUCCCCUGCAUUCUAUUAUACCGACCAGCUGGCUUGGUAUCGUGAUCUUGUACAGUACCGAUUUAGCAAAUAAUUUUUUUUUCUUCACAAUUACAUUUAGUUGUACAUGUAUACACCAUUAUUUCUUAUGUUGUAGAGGGUGAAAUCGUUAGACAUGCAUAAACCUUUGCUUUUAAAAUCCUUACUGCUUGCACAUCCACUUUGUCCUAAUUGUUUGACGGUUUACGCCAACAUUUUACAUUUAAUUCUGUCGUGAAUACCAUGAUUGCAACACCACAAAAAAUUAUAAACAGGCAAAAAGUACAUGUACUCGCCAUUCGCUUCAGUACCUGGUAAGAUAAGCAUUUUUACGGUAAUGGUAUAUAUAGUAUUACUUGUACUAGCCAACAACAAACUCUGUGGAACUCCCCAACUUGCACUAGGUACAAAGAUGCACUCUCAUUAUUGUUAUUAAAGAUAGGAUUUCUUUGUUAACAGGGCCUAAUCCAGCCCUUCUCAGAGUCCGAUUAUUGGACACAGCUGUGCCCUCGAAGUGCCCUUUGCGUCAAAAAUAAAAAAAUAAAAAUUAAAAAAAAAAACA